GACGCAUUUGAUAACUCGCAAUGGAACAACGCCCGAAAAACCCUCAGCACUGCAAAAACCCGUGGGAGCGCCACGUGGAAUAUUGCAGAAUUGUUGCUGCUCUGCUACCCUAAUUCCUCCCUCCCGACCCCAUACCCAUCUCGUUAACUUUAGACCUAAUAGUUUUCAGAUACGACGCGACUCAUAGAUGGGAUGUUAUACGGAUCCUCCGAUAGACCAGAUCUUGCCUUCUGAGCUUAUCUGCGAUGUCUUCGAGAUGCUUCGGGUUCAGGACAUGCUUAAUUGCAGUAUUCUGUCUCGGCGAUUCUUUUCUCUAACUUCGACCGUGCUAAAGAAGAGGGUUUCGGUGCUGUUUGGCGCUCGAGGGGCCGAUCUAGAGUUCGUUAUGUCUCUGCCAUCUGAGACGUACAGGACUCAACACUGCCUCAUGUUCUCUCGUACUGAGGAGUCUGUCACUAUCAAUGUUCAAAAUGCGUUAGAAACGUCUUCCUCAUGGAAAUAUCCUCUAGCAGUAUUCAAAUUUCUCCAAGACAGCGAGCGUUUCCCUAUCAACAUUGAAACUCCGUUUGAAACCUUCCGGACCGUGCUUUGGGAUAUAUGGAUGACUUGCCCUGUGACCCUGUCUCCGCUUUCAAACGCUAAAGGAGGACUGUCAUUGGUCCAAAUGAGAAAGCAGCCUAUUUGCAAAGGUGUUGAACGUAUCCGCGAUGCCUCUUUUGAGGACAAGCCCACGUCCAGCUCCGUCGAAAUCAGCUGUGCACCAUCUUGCAUUCUCGAACUGACGUUCCUUCCAUAUUUCCUUCGUGAUCACCACGACCCCAUCUUAGACGAAAACCUUCUAUCUCCGUCCGAUUCACUUCCCGCUUCCCCAGCUUUGUCAUCCCCGCCAUCCUUCAUCUCUACACCUUCAUCAUCUUCCCCUUCCUCCGAAUCGGAUAUAUUGCCAUACAUCCUUCCGGAUUCUCAGCAGCCGCCAGUUAGGGCACUUUCAUCCACGGCACUUAAUGUUCAUCGCAAUUGUCCCUUGUGUGCAUCAUCUCCGAGGACCGUCGGCGGGAUAGCGCCUCUAUGCUCUUUUUUGUCUGGAUCUGAAAAGGCUUUGCGGUUCGAUGGCCUGAAGAUUAGCUGUGUCACUUUGUUGCGUGCCCAAGAAGAGGAGGUUGAUUGGGAAUGGAAUGGCAGGAAGAAAACACUCUUCGUUUAGUGUACACGUUGAUUCUCUAAGUGCUGCUCGUCUACUUGACGUUAGGCAUCUGAUAUCCCUACGGUUCCCAUUUGCUUCGCUUUUGUUCCGUUGUCUGUUUCUUGUGCGCUUCGGCUCAACUGGAGCUUUUCUUCUUGCGCACAACACUUAAGAUUCUCUACGCUUCAC
Messenger RNA from Cantharellus anzutake, 1372 nucleotides. RefSeq lists its product as uncharacterized. The record is from RefSeq and is a predicted model, not a curated record. Gene Ontology annotation, molecular function: protein binding. The transcript has 5 exons. NCBI's taxonomy places the organism in Eukaryota, Fungi, Basidiomycota, Agaricomycetes, Cantharellales, Hydnaceae. The coding region runs from base 188 to 1204 and encodes 338 amino acids.